Molecule: messenger RNA, 2263 nt
Organism: Papilio polytes (common Mormon)
Lineage: Eukaryota; Metazoa; Arthropoda; Insecta; Lepidoptera; Papilionidae
Product: zinc finger protein 99-like
Exons: 4
Coding region: 200-2263 (687 amino acids)
Source: RefSeq, a predicted model, not a curated record
UACAAAGAUACCCUCCUCUAACGUUUUCAAAUUUUCUCUUGCGACAUUUUCAAAUAUCGAAUUGUCUAAAACAGUUGUUAUUUUCAAACCGUUCAUUUAAAUAUCGGGAAGAUAUGUGUUCGAUCUUCUUUUGUAUUGCUUUCGUUCAACAUAAAGACGCGAUUAAUUACAUAAAAUAACUCGACGGCGGUAAUUCAAAAUGGAGAUUGUAUACCCUAUUUUGUUGAUACCAAAGGAGUGUGUAAAACUGCACCACAACGCUGCACUGCUUGAUGACAUCAUUUUAGACAUUACCAUCACAUCACCCAACACUAAAGGUGAACCAAUUUGCAUAUACACGGGCUGCUGUCAUAUAAAAUUCACAGAUAAAGAAUACAACACCCCAGAUAAGUCAACACAAGGACUAGAAUUCAUAAAUAUUGAAGAUACAAAAUCAGUUCAAGAUGUAGCCAUACAAUCUACUUAUCCAUCCAAUGUAUGGAUAGAUCCAGCUAGGAGUCCAUACAUUUAUAACAAUUAUACCACAAAUGGUCUCCCACCACAAUUUGUAUACAACCAUCAAGCCAACCAUGUCACCGUUCAGCAACAUAAUACAUACAUAACCCAGAAUGUAUACAGUUAUCCUGAAACUAUACAUUAUGCUUCUUCUGAGGAAUAUGGUUUUGAAACAUUAGUAAACCAAAACAAUACCACAGAUCUGACUCAUUUGUUUGAUGGUGAUGAAUUAGAAGAAUGCGGUCUACUGCUUGAAGAGAUAACAUGUGAGAAAGAGCCUCCAGUUUUAACCGAGUCCAUCGACUUAGGUCUUCAAAGUGAUAAUAAUGCACUAAAGCAGUUAAUGUCAAAUGGUAUACAAAUUCCAUCCAAACCGCAGAAGACUAUAAUAUUUAUGGGCCCUGAGUGUGGUCAGACUAUCCAGAAGAUAGCAGUCAAUGAUCCAUCUUUGAUGUGCAACUCGGAUGAUGUUUCUACAAUUAUUGAUGUUGAAAGCAGUAACAACAAUCAUAAGAAAUAUCAGUGUGAAAAAUGCGAGAAAAUAUUUGAUCAAAUAACAGCAUUUAAGCAACAUAUGGUUGUAUCACAUGAUCGGAAAAGACAUCGGGGAUCAGUAAGCGACGAUAUAAAGGUUUUCAUCUGUGCCCAGUGCGGGAAGAAGUUGAAGUCGCAAGAGAAGUUUGAUCUACACAACCGCGGCCACGGCGACCCUGACCUCGAGUGCGAAAAGUGCAACAAAGUUUUCGCAUCUAAAUUUAGUUUGCGUACUCACCGUAAGAUACACAUGCGAAAAUAUCCAACAAAUAACCAAACAGAUUUGCAAAAACACGAAGAAUGUCACAUUUGGCGGGAAAGUACCGAGAAUUCUGAAUCGUUUUUUCUUGACGAUGGUGUCUCUGAUAUAGAGAAUGAUUCCGAUUCCGGAAAUAUUUACGAAUUACCGAUGGAUGUCGAUGGAAAUGACUCGAUUGAAAUCGAUAUAAAAAACGCAAAUGAUGUUCUUGCUAAAGUGAUGUCUAAUAAGGUUUUUUUACUUAAUGCUAGGAAGGGAAGACAAAAUAAGAGAUUUAAAAAGAGUUGCGAUGUUUGUUCAAAAACCUUCACUCGAAUUGGAGACCUGAAAAGACACCUGAUCGAGCACGUCAUCAAGAGUACCCUUGCGAAGAACCCGGUCAGCAAAGAUGGCACUCUCAACAUACAAUGCGAGGUGUGCCAAAUACAAUCCUUCACUAAGGUAGAUAAAUACAAGGCUCAUUUGCGCGAGCACGCAAAAUUAACUUUGUAUCAAUGCACAUUCUGCAACAAAUCGUUUAGUGAUUCCAGCAAUUUCUCGAAACACAAGAAAAUUCAUGGCUCCGCGUACUACCAAUGUGAUCUAUGUCUGAGGAAGUUUAAUUCUAAAAAGAUGCUUACAAAACACAUGCAGUAUCAUAAGGAGAAUACUCCGUUGCCGUGUCGCUACUGUGACAAAACGUUUCAUUUCGAGUCUAUGUUAAACAAGCAUAUCAAAAGCACACACAACAAGGCCGCAGGGACACGGUUCCGCUGCAAUUUUUGCCAGGCUUAUUACAAAACUUUAAAAGAAAAGUGGGACCACGAAUGGUACAUUCAUAAUGUUAGAAAAGUGAAAAUUGAUUGUGGCAUUUGUAGCCGAAAGUUCAGAAAGUAUGCUGAACUAAAAAGGCACUGUUUAGAUAAUCACGAUUUGGAAAUACCACCUGCCAAGAUGUUUUUACAGCAGCAGCAAGAUGAAAAAUAUAAAAUGUAG